This is a messenger RNA of Acanthochromis polyacanthus (spiny chromis), 3435 nucleotides long. RefSeq names its product endothelin converting enzyme 1 (gene ece1). NCBI's taxonomy places the organism in Eukaryota, Metazoa, Chordata, Actinopteri, Pomacentridae. Gene Ontology annotation, molecular function: metalloendopeptidase activity. The record is from RefSeq and is a predicted model, not a curated record. Bases 426 to 2726 code for a protein of 766 amino acids. Gene Ontology annotation, cellular component: plasma membrane. The transcript is spliced from 18 exons. Gene Ontology annotation, biological process: peptide hormone processing.
UGUUUUUCACUAGUUCCGUCUUCUCUCGUGCCCUGCUUGCCUAGACUGGGCUGAAAAGGAAGUGCAGAAAAAAGUUUACCCAGGAAGAGAGUCAGAGAGCACCCACAAGGAGAUCUUACAAAACGUUCGAGAGGAGAGAGGAGUUUGUUGUUGGUGUUGGGAAGUUUUCCCCCUGGGGAUAUCUGACUGAAGCCAUGUGGGCUGUGAGAGGUGUUGAUAGGGUUGAAGGGAGCAGAAAAGUGCACUGAAAGGAGUGAGACGCAAUCUCAAUGAGGAAGGAGCUCCAACCAGAUAAACCGGAUUCCUCCAGAUGGAUUUUAGAGGGCAACCUUACUCUGGAGUCAUAGAGACUGCUGAGGAAUAGACACCGCAGACAAACACUCUCUUAUACACAAUUCUGGGAGAGGACAGAGGCUUAGAGAAGAAUGGAAGCACUGAGAGAGUCUUUUCUUCACUUGACUUUUCAGAUGUCAACAUAUAAGAGAGCCACGCUGGAUGAGGAGGACCUGGUGGACUCCACCAGUGACGACAUCUACCCUUCAUCUCCCAUGCAGGUUACUCUUCUGCAUGGUCGUAGUCCCACAUGUUGGCCAGACAGGACACAGCGAGAGAGGAGGCUGCUGUUUUUGGUGUGUGUGCUGUCGCUGGGCCUGUUCAUAUCACUCAUCACAACCGGGGUCUUCUACAAUCAGGCUCACCCGGGAUUGUGUCUAACAGAGCCUUGCAUUACUGUGGCCAGUGCUGUUAUGGGAGCCCUGAAUCGAUCCGUAGACCCCUGCCAUGACUUCUACAAUUUUGCUUGUGGGGGUUGGGUGAAGAACAAUCCCCUCCCUGAGGGGAAGUCUCGCUGGGGUCCUUUCAGCAACCUGUGGGAGCACAACAUGCUGGUAAUGAAGCAUUUAUUAGAAAACACAACAAUGAAAGGUUUGAGUAAGGCUGAGGAAAAGGCCCAGCAAUAUUAUCAGGCUUGCAUGAAUGAAACCAAAAUUGAGGAAUUAGGAGCUAAGCCACUACUGCAACUAAUCAGCCAGAUAGGAGGAUGGGCUCUGAAUGAACCCUGGGACAAGAACAACUUCCAAGAGGUUCUGCGAACAGUGUCAGCUAGCUUACGCACCUCUCCUUUCUUCACUGUGUUUGUCAGCACAGACUCCAAAAACUCCAACAGCAACAUCAUCCAGGUGGAUCAGUCCAGCCUGGGACUACCUUCACGCGACUACUACCUCAACAAAACAGCAAAUGAAAAGUAUCUGACGGCAUACCUCAACUUCCUGGUGGAGUUAGGGGUUCUUCUGGGUGGCUCAGAGGAGACAUCUCGGACGUUAAUGGAAGAGAUUGUGGACUUUGAAACCACUCUGGCCAACAUCACAGUCCCUCAGGAGGAGAGAAGAGAUGAGGAGCUCAUUUACCAUAAGAUGGAGGCCAAAGACCUGACAACUCUGGCUCCUGCCGUGGACUGGAUGCAGUACCUCACAGAAGUGUUUGCUCCUGUGCCGCUGAAUGAGUCAGAGCCAGUAGUUGUUUAUGCCACAGAAUACCUCCAGAAAGUUUCUGACCUCAUAACUAAAACAAAUAAAAGCCUUCUCAACAACUACAUGAUGAUGAAGGUGGUGAGAAAGAUGGUUUCCAUUUUGGACCAAAGGUUUCAGGAUGCUGAGCAGCGUUUCCUUGAAGUCAUGUAUGGAACCAAGAAGAGCUGCACUCCACGCUGGAAGUUGUGUGUCGGCGACACGGACAGCGCCCUGGGCUUUGCUCUUGGAGCCAUGUUUGUCAAAGACACCUUUACUGAGGACAGCAAAGCCGUUGCUGAAAACAUGGUUGCAGAAAUUAAAUGGGCAUUUGAGGACAGCCUUAAGUACGUGACUUGGAUGGACUCAGAAACAAAGAAAGCAGCAAAAGAAAAGGCAGAUGCCAUAUACAACAUGGUUGGAUAUCCUGAGUUCAUUAUGAAUGCCACAAAGCUGGACAAAGUGUUCAAUGAUUUUAUGGUGGUUUCAGACCUUUACUUCCAAAAUGUUAUGCAGUACUACAACUUCUCAGCCAGAGUGACUGCAGACCAGCUGAGGAAAACUCCCAACAGAAACCAGUGGAGCAUGACCCCUCCAACCGUAAAUGCGUACUACAACCCAACAAAGAAUGAAAUGGUUCUGCCAGCAGGAAUCCUUCAAGCUCCAUUCUACAGUCGCUCCUGGCCCAAAGCUCUUAAUUUUGGUGGAAUUGGAGUAGUCAUGGGUCAUGAGCUGACUCACGCUUUUGAUGACCAAGGGAGGGAGUACGACAAGGAUGGAAACCUGCGGCCUUGGUGGAAGAACUCUUCUGUGGAGGCCUUCAAGAAGCAGACCCAGUGCAUGGUGGAGCAGUAUGGCAACUACAGCAUCAACCAAGAGCCUCUGAAUGGAAGACACACACUGGGAGAGAACAUCGCUGACAACGGCGGACUCAAAGCCGCCUACAAGGCUUAUGUGAACUGGAUCAAAAAGAAUGGUGAGGAGCCCACACUGCCUGCCCUGGGAAUGACAAACCAUCAGCUGUUUUUUGUCGGGUUUGCCCAGGUAUGGUGCUCUGUCAGAACACGGGAGAGCUCACAUGAGGGUGUAAUCACAGAUCCCCACAGUCCAUCAAGAUUUAGAGUCAUUGGCACCAUCUCCAAUUCACAAGCAUUCUCAAAGCACUUCGGUUGCAAAGCAGAUGCUCCCAUGAACCCUAAACAUAAGUGCGACCUUUGGUGAUGCCUCACUUUUCAGGCCGUUUUUCAGCAAGAAGUGAAGUGGAAAAAGUAGCUUGAGAUGCUGACAAAGUCUCUUCAGACGGGAAUGCAAGAACCACUGAAACGCCUACUGCCUUGCCACUUGCAAAAUGUGCCUGCUCUCUAUGGAUGAUUGUAAGUUUUAGUGUUUUGUUCACAAGGACUGCUGAUUUAGCGAACAGCUUUCCCCAGGCUCUCAAGUUAAAUGUCGCUGUAAAGGUGGUUUUUGAACACUGUAAAACCAACACAUGGUCACAGAAAUGGGGAACCACUUUCAAAAUUUCCUACACUGCUUGUUUGCCAUGUAAAGUGAUAAAUAAGUAAAGUAAUGUUUCUCUUUUUUCCACUGUGCUUGGAUCUGCUCUGGUUUAUUUUAUUUGUAUUUUAUUUAUAACCAGAUUUUUAUAUAACAGUGAACCAUGGACAUGCAAGAUUUAUAACCUGAUGAAAAAUGAAAAUGUGGUUCACAUAUGGACUGCUUUAGAGCUGUUUAUUAAGAAGUGGUAUAAAUAUAUUUUACCACUAUACCAGCUGUCUUUAAACCAUUGCAAUAUUUGGAAAGCAUUUGUGUACAGUCUGGUCAAACUGUGUCAUUAAGAAUGUGGGCAUGUAGGCUAAAGCCAUGAUGUGCCAUACCUGUUUUUAUGAGUGUGCCACAAAUUAUUUUAUAUAGUAAAACCAAUCUUAAAACA